Chelonoidis abingdonii (Abingdon island giant tortoise) is the source of this 3116-nucleotide messenger RNA. It is a transcript of the gene DGCR2, whose product is annotated as DiGeorge syndrome critical region gene 2. Lineage: Eukaryota; Metazoa; Chordata; Testudines; Testudinidae. The record is from RefSeq and is a predicted model, not a curated record. Gene Ontology annotation, cellular component: membrane. Gene Ontology annotation, molecular function: protein binding.
CCCGAGCGGCCCGACGGCGGCUCCUCCUCCCGCUUCCUCCCCUCUUCUUCCCCCGGGUUUAUGGUGCUGCGCUGGGGGAGGAUGAACGGAGGAUAAAUGGUGCCUAAAGCGGACAGCGGCACCUUCCUCCUCCUCUUCCUCCUGGUGCUGAGCUUCACCGAGCCGCUGCGGCCAGGUUCACGACUAGCUCUGGCAAGACUUCUUUCAGAGCUCCGCUGUACCCCAGGGCAGUUUGCGUGUCGCAGUGGUACCAUCCAGUGCAUCCCUUUGAACUGGCAGUGUGAUGGAUGGCCCACCUGUGAGGAUGAGAGUGAUGAAGUUGACUGUCCAGGCUUGACAGGGGACCAACGAUCUUAUCAUGGGAAAGAAAACGUGGAUUCCAGGCACAAUCGAGGAAGAGGAGGAGACACAACCCGCUUUCACGCUGUCAAUGUGGCACAGCCUGUCCGGUUUAGCAGAAAGUGCCCAACAGGAUGGCAUCACUAUGAGGGCACAGCCAGUUGUUACAGGGUGUAUUUAAAUGGGGAAAACUACUGGGAUGCUGUGCAGACAUGUCAGAGGGUGAAUGGAUCGCUGGCCACUUUUACCACAGAUCAGGAGCUCAGGUUCAUCCUGGCACAGGAGUGGGACCUCGAAGAGAGAGCCUUUGGAAGGAAGGACCAACGUAGGUUCUGGGUUGGAUAUCAGUAUGUCAUAACCAACCGAAAUCGUUCUCUAGGAGGUCACUGGGAGGUGGCUUACAAAGGUUCCUCAGAAGUAUUCUUGCCCCCGGAUCCUAUCUUUGGUACGGCUAUGUCUGAAAAUGAAAACGUUCUUUGUGCCCAGCUUCAGUGUUUCCAUUUACCCACUCUUCGGCACCAUGGUUUACACAGCUGGUACGCUGAAAACUGCUAUGAGAAAUCUUCGUUCCUCUGCAAAAGGAGCCAGACCUGUGUUGAUAUCAAAGACAACAUUGUUGAUGAAGGCUACUAUUUCACCCCAAAAGGGGAUGACCCCUGUUUGAGCUGUACCUGUCACAAUGGGGAACCGGAGAUGUGUGUGGCAGCCCUCUGUGAACGGCCCCAGGGUUGUCAGCAGUAUCGCAAAGACCCAAAGGAGUGUUGCAAAUUUACAUGUUUAGACCCAGAUGGCAACAGUUUAUUUGACUCGAUGGCAAGUGGAAUGCGGCUGAUAGUAAGCUGCAUUUCCUCCUUCCUUAUCUUAUCUCUGCUGCUUUUCAUGGUCCACCGGCUGCGCCAGAGACGCAGAGAGCGCAUUGAGUCUUUGAUUGGAGUAAAUUUGCACCAUUUUAACUUGGGCCGCAGGAUGCCUGGUUUUGAUUAUGGUCCAGAUGGUUUCGGAACUGGCCUUACUCCGCUGCAUCUUUCAGAUGACGGGGAAGGCGGGGCAUUUCAUUUCCAUGACCCCCCACCACCAUAUACAGCUUACAAAUAUCCUGAUAUUCAGCAUCCGGAUGACCCGCCGCCUCCUUAUGAGGCUUCCAUCAAUCCAGACAGUAUCCUUUGUUCUACUACAGAUGGCGUUCUCUCCCAGAUAGUGCAGAGCAGUCAACCAUCAGUAGGAAACAGUGAUUUAUCACCACAGCUUGCAGAGGAAUCUCAUCCUCCCUCAGUUGGCCCUUCUUCAGUGGAACUGGAAGACUCUGCGGAUAGUAGCACCUUCCUUGUACCUCCCGACACGCCCCACAGUGAAAACACAUCGACAGAAACUCUUGCAGGAAGCCGCCACAGUCAUUGUUCUCUUAAUACCAUUGUAUAAAGGAAUAAAAUGCUUACUGCUGGCAGAAAUAAUACGAGCGACUGUUUGCACACAGCUGUACUGGCAAACACUAAUCCAUGGGGUGAACUUCAGAAGGAAGCUCCACUUUGAUUUUGAGCACCCUGCUUUUAUGUUCUAGUAUAGCACUGUGCCUCUUGUUUUCGGCUGUCAUUCAUUCACUAAUUAGUUUGUCCUUUAAAUAAGGAUUGUGGAACCUGUACUUUUUUUCCACUGGCUAUGGGAAAGAAGGUGCAGAGAAUUUUCUUUGACUUCUUCUAAAGAGGAAAAAGCAUGGGUAGCUUUUUUGUCUCUUUAAUCACAGAGCAGAAACAAAAAAAAUCAACAUGUUUGAAUUUGAAUACCCUGGGACCCAGGAAGUGGACACUGACAAGAAAAGAGGAGAAGGGGCAGUCGCCAUGUAACCUGUUGUAGUCUCUUGUGCUCCAGUGCUACACAUGAAAAACUGGAGGAUGAAAAGAAUCAGCAUAAUGUUUGAUUUCUUCUGCUUUCUGUGGAAAUGGGUACUGAGCAAAACAAAACUGGGAUUUGCAGUUACAACUUAUUUAUUUAUUUGUAGCUGCAAAUCUUGUACUGAGAGGUUAACUUCUGAUUCAUAAGCAAGGAUGUGUCUAUAAUACUGGCAUCUCUUUAGUAGAGGCACGGCACAUGUUAGGUGGUGCUUUGGGGGAAGAGAUGGGAAGGGAUUAACUCCCUAAUUGAUACUUCAGUCAUUUGAGAUUUGUUCUGUUGUGUUAAACCUUUAAAUCAUCCCUUUCCAUUAAAUCUAGCUUCAUUUAAAUUAACAAAACUAAUUUGUGCACUACAACAUGAGGCUCUUGCCAAUCACUCACUAAACUUAAUUUUCAAAUUAGGCAAAGAUGGAUUCUUUUGGCUUGGAUUUUAUGAAUACUGAAUAUUUUUUUUAGUUAGUGUUCUCAAAAUGAAGUUGGAUUUUAAUGUAUACGGGAUUUCCUUUCUCCUCUGCCCCAUCUUUCUUGCAUCCGAUUCUCCCUGACUUACUGUAGCAGUCCCCACAAUCGGAGCAGAUCAGGUUAGUCAUAUAAGGAAUUUGUACUGAACACUUCUCAUGAGUGUUGUCCUGUUGCCUUAUGAAAGGUAGCAAGCCUAGAGGGACAGGAAGAAAGCACGCCAUGGGAAGGAUAUUGUGGUGUUUUGGUUAAUUUUGCUAGUUACAGAGAAAUGGUACAGGAUUAAUGGGAUCCUAUCCCAGCAAUGUGCUUUCCCAGCGUAGCUGACUUUUCCCCCCCAUUGUAAAUGCUGCUACUUUCUAUUUGGUAUUUUGCUAUCUGCCCUACUGUACUUGGAGUGGCUUGAUAGUUCAACCUGUUUGCAAAAAA